This is a messenger RNA of Conger conger (European conger), 3672 nucleotides long. It is a transcript of the gene ngb, whose product is annotated as neuroglobin. Gene Ontology annotation, molecular function: heme binding; oxygen binding. The coding region runs from base 299 to 778 and encodes 159 amino acids. The transcript has 5 exons. The record is from RefSeq and is a predicted model, not a curated record. Lineage: Eukaryota; Metazoa; Chordata; Actinopteri; Anguilliformes; Congridae.
UAGCCAUCUGAGCGACAGAUAAGCAGUGUAGCUGAUUCAUCUCACUCUCACUUUGACUGCUUUGAGAGCACACGGGUACCAAGCAUCUCCACACUUAGACCCCAGCCUAACAGAGAAAGAAACAGAAAAAAAGGUGGAUUUUCAGUCUCGGCAGCCAAAGGAGUCAGCAUAGAUUUCCCUGGACAAGUCUCCAGGGGUGUAAUGGGUCUUGCAGAACAGUGAAGUCUGCAUUGAUUAUGUGUCAGGUUGAUGUGAUCUGGAGGCAAAGAGGAAGCAGGACUCGCACACCAGCAAAAACAUGGAGAAGUUGACGGGGAAAGACAAGGAGCUUAUCCGGAACAGUUGGGAGAGUCUGGGUAAAAACAAAGUCCCUCAUGGGGUCGUCAUGUUUACCAGGUUGUUUGAAUUGGAGCCUGGGCUAUUGCAUCUGUUCAACUACAAGGCAAACAGCAACUCUACCCAGGACUGUGUCUCUAGCCCAGAGUUUCUGGAUCAUAUUACCAAGGUGAUGCUGGUGAUUGAUGCAGCUGUCAGUCACCUGGACGAUCUCCACUCACUUGAGGAGUUUCUACUCAAUCUGGGGAGAAAGCACCAGGCUGUGGGGGUCAAGACCCAGUCAUUUUCUCUGGUGGGUGAGUCUCUUCUUUACAUGCUGCAAUGCAGUUUGGGCCAAGCCUACACUGCCCCUCUGCGCCAGGCCUGGCUGAACAUGUACAGCAUCGUGGUGUCAGCCAUGAGCAGUGGCUGGACAAAGAAUGGUGAACACAAGAGUGACUAAGCAACCUGCGCACAUGGAACCAGGCCAAUACAUGGUGACCUGUUAACUUUCAGAGGCUCAGAGUUGAGGCUUGUGUAGCUUUACACAGGAAGAAAAACCUGAAAGUGCUGUUUUUUCUUCCAGCAGGGUCACUUUGCAGCACAGGAGAGAUAUUGUCAGGUUUGAUGUACCAUCCAAUGGUCUUAGCAACAGCUAUGCUUUGAGGUUUAUGGCAGGCACCCAGCUAAUUAUGUAUGUGAGGUCCCUUCAGCAUCGCUGUAGCAUUGCAGGAACGUGGUACUGUAACAUUGUGACAACAUCAGAAUAUUAUUUUCCUGGGGAUGGAUGUGCUCUAUGUCUAUUGAACAUGCUCACAACAUGGCGACUUAAGAGCAUAAGACUAGUUUUAGAUUGUACAUGCUUUGUACAUUUCAGCUUGAUAUACCUACUCAAACAAUUAUGAUGAUAGUGUUGGUGUUGUGAUGUUUCUAAUGCAACUUCCACAAUCUCAAACACUCAAACAUUUUUUGUGAUGCACCUUUUUUCCCUAAACAAUACAAGGUACAUUCCAUACUAUAUAGAGCUGCUGAAAGAAAAACUGUCACGGUGAAAGGGUUCUUGGAAAGCUUUGACUUGCACUGUUCAUGCUUUUGGCAUACAAUGCUAAUAUAUAUAGUAAUUACUGCAACAGUCAUGUCUUGUUUGCUCAUGAGGUGCUUUACCUUGUAUACUCUUUAUGGUAUGGUCUGGUAUAUGUAUAUUCUGUGCAUCAAUAUACAUGGGAAAGUGAAUUAUCUCACUUGCAAAUAACGAUACUGUGUUGUUAAUGGCUAAUGCUGUCUGCACAUUCUUAUUUUAAUGUCACAUUGUUUUCCUGAAGCAAUGUAUGUCUACUGUGUUUGACUUCUAUUUCUAAUAACUGUGCAGUAUAACUAUCUUUUCAUUUGAAUAUAAAACUUCAAUCUACUUCUUGGAAAUCUUAGCCAUUUAUAGUAUAUAAGUAGCUGAAUAUUAUAAGGACCAACAUUGAAAACUGUGAAAGGAUGGAAUGAACUUCCUCAUUGGCCAACAAUUGAUGAAAAUUGAUUAAAGAAACAAAAUAAAUGAAUACAAUGAGGAAAAAACUUAACAAGACAUGCCUGACAAGAACUGUUAUAUUAGAACAUUUUAAUAUUUUAUAUGUUAUCUCUAUGACUGUUAUGCUAUCCACAGUGCGCCUUACUUCAAAGGUGUAUGGAUGCCAUUUUCUUCUCGUCUGACCGCAGAGGUUUUGAAAGUGCAUUUUAAAUCACUUUAUGAUACACCGGUUGACCUGUAACAGCAGGCGCCAAUAGACUGUUAUUUUAUUCUUCUUGAAAAGACUGUUCUAAGUACUUAUUUAAUGAUGCCAAUAUAGUUGUUGAUAUUCGCUUGCUUUAGGAAAUUAGGGUGAUGUAAGUAUAUAUAUAAGCAAGGAUCAGAGCAAACUAUAACAGUUUUUCUGUUUGAAGUUUGUAAAAAUUAUUUGAAUCACAAUUUUUAUUUCAGGCAAAAAGUCAUUAGCAUUGAAUAGUUUUUGCACUGGGUUCUUGAAUAGAAUGUUCUUCAAUAUUAACUAGGUUUAAGAAGCCAGUGCAUAUUGAUAUAUUUCUGCUGCUAAUUUGUAAAAUUGUUGACUCUGUCGCUAUCUUAGAGUAUUUUGACCAUUUCUACAUUAGAUAAUAAAAGCUGACAUGAAAUAUGCCAGAUGACAUUUAUAGAUGUGACAAUAUAUUACAAAGCUACUGUUAUAUGAUGUAGCUAUAUAGCAGUUUAUCCUGAUGUUAAUUACUUUUACAAAAAUUACUUUUCAAAAUUCAAGUGCAUAAACCUUUAGAAGAGGUAGUUUGCCAUCUAUGAAUUUUACCCCAACAACAUAGUAUAUAUGUAUAUAUAAAAUUUUAAAGUCAUAUAAGCGUAUAUGUUUAUAUGACUUUAAAAUUUUAUGUAUAUUUAUGUUGUUGGGUUAAAAUUAUAAACAUAUAUAUAUACAUAUAUAUAUAUAUAUAUAUAUAUAUAUAUAUAUACGUUCAUAUGACUUUAAAAUUUUCAUUUGGAUGGAGACAAAAGGGUCGUAGUUCUAUCCUGCUUUAAAAUCCUUGAAGUGUUCAGUAUUUCCAGAAAUGAAAAUACCAGAUUUAAUUGCAGCAAUCUUUUUUCAAUUAUUUAAAUUCUCAUGCUACCAGUUGAUAUUUCUCAUGCUACCAUAAUGAAUUUGCCCUUUGCCAUUGGGUUGGCUUUGAAAUUCAGGAUUUUCCAUUCCCGGCUGCUGAAAGCUUUUAUUCCCCAUGAAAAUGUCUUUAUUUAGAAAUAUAUGUCUUUAUUAGUAUGAAAUCCCUUCUUAGAUAUACAGUGUAUCCAACAUUUUCCUGACUUACAAUUAUUGGCUUUAAAGAUCCUUAAAGCAGGUUGAACAGGCUCUGCAGGUGGUGAAUUUAUUGUGAAAUCAUUUUCAGUCUCCUAAUGAGACUCUAUGCAGAUUGUUGCUGCCAAUCUUUCUCUUUUUCUUAAGUUUUCAGAGAGUAGUCUUGCUUAGUCUAUUUAACGUGUGUGUGUGUCUGUGUGUGAACGUGUGUGUGUGUGUGUGUGUGUGUCUACGUGUGUGUGUGUGUGUGUGUGUGCGUGAAUGCCUGGGCACGGAUAUGUGACUUCAAACAACUUUAUUCAGUAAUAUAGCAUUGAAUUAUAUUUUGUAAGUGUAUUGAUGUCUACCUCAUCAACACAGCUGCUAUUGAACAACUACACAUUUUCCUGUGACCAAAAAACACAUCUGGUAGAAAAUGCAACUAUCCUCAUUUCAAUGAAGCAGCUUGUCAAAAUAUAACCAUUCAACUGUUAAUGUUGUGUUACACAGUCACUUGUUAAACAAAGACAGAAUAAAGGUUGUCUCAUGUGCA